This is a messenger RNA of Zea mays, 928 nucleotides long. Its product is annotated as zinc finger BED domain-containing protein RICESLEEPER 3-like. Lineage: Eukaryota; Viridiplantae; Streptophyta; Magnoliopsida; Poales; Poaceae. The transcript has 4 exons. The record is from RefSeq and is a predicted model, not a curated record. The coding region runs from base 55 to 603 and encodes 182 amino acids.
CGUCUCCAUUUAAAGUCUUGUGUGCAAAAGAAGAUCAAGGUUAAUGGAAAGACCAUGGCACAGGCUUCUUUGAGGUUUGGAAAAACAGAUGCUGGGACAGUUUCAGUUGAGAAUUACACCUUUGAUCAAGACAUAGCUAGACAAGAACUUAGUGCAAUGAUAGUACUUCAUGAGUACCCCUUAAGCAUGGUUGACCAUGUAGGUUUCCGAAGGUUUGUUGGUGCACUUCAGCCACUUUUUAGGAUUGGGACAAGGAACACUAUAAGAUCUGAUAUUAUGGCACAAUAUGAGUUGGAGAGAAAGAAAGCAAUUGAGUAUAUGGCUGGAAUUCAAUCAAGAGUUGCUAUCACCACUGACUUAUGGACCUCUGAUAAUCAAAAAAGAGGUUACAUGGCUAUUAUUGCUCACUUCAUUGAUGAAUCUUGGACCCUUAGAAACAUUAUCAUGAGGUUCAUUUAUGUACCUGCUCCUCACACCGCUGCAGUCAUUGGUGAUGAAUUAUAUGAAUCCUUGGUUGAUUGGAAUAUUGAUGAAAAGAUAUCCUCAAUUACUCUAGACAACUGCACCACAAAUGAUGCGGAAGCCAGCAAACAUGGGGUUUAAAUCAGAAUUGGACCGCUACUUGGAUGAAGAGAUGUUGAGCAUGCAAACAAAAAACUUUAAUGUGUUGGAUUGGUGGAAGGUGGCGGGAACUCGAUAUCCCACUUUGAGGAUGAUUGCAAGGGAUAUAUAUGCUAUCCCUGUUACAACUGUUGCUUCGGAGUCAGCUUUCAGCACCGGGGGUAGAGUUCUUAGUGAGCAUCGUAGCAGGCUCACUUCUAAGAUGUUGGAGGCUCUCAUGUGUUCCCAAAACUGGCUUCGGAACAAGUACAAAGGUAUACAGUUGGUUUGAUGUAGUCUGUAGAAUUCAUAUUUUAUUUAUACUCAU